AUAAGGAAAACACUCAACAAAAACAAAAUCUAGUUUCAAGUAUAAGGGGUUUCUGUGAUUGUUGUAGUGACACUUGUUGACUUGAACAUCACAAAAAAAAAAAAAAAAAGGGUUACAUUACAAGAGAAACAAUGGAAGCAAGGAGGUCAUCUUCUAACUCCUUUAGCAGCGUAUUCAAGGCUUUUUUGUCAGGUGGAAGCAAGUACGAUGAGUACUGGGAAAACUGUGGCAGAAGAAUAUUUGCAAGUGAUGAAGACACGCAUUUGGUUGCUGAGUCUGGUAUUGAUAGAAAAGCCUCUGAUUUCAUUGCUAGAUACUAUGCCACACGAGCCACUGACUCUCAGCACCAUAUUUCAUCUUGAAAUUGCCUUAAUUUCCUCAUUGCUUCCCAUUCUUGAA
Cajanus cajan (pigeon pea) is the source of this 399-nucleotide messenger RNA. The record is from RefSeq and is a predicted model, not a curated record. Lineage: Eukaryota; Viridiplantae; Streptophyta; Magnoliopsida; Fabales; Fabaceae.